Cylindrotheca closterium is the source of this 237-nucleotide messenger RNA. NCBI's taxonomy places the organism in Eukaryota, Bacillariophyta, Bacillariophyceae, Bacillariales, Bacillariaceae. The record is from the annotation of a GenBank genome assembly.
AUGGCCAACGUUGGAUCAGCAAAACCACCCCAUUGGUCACAAGAGGAAAUCAAGGCAUUGGCGAUUGCCUACUGUAAGGUCUCUGAAGAUCCAGUGGAUGGUCUCAAACAAACUGGCGCUACAUACCAUGCUCGGAUUGUUGAAGAAUGGACGAAGCAAUCCCUUCCAAAGGUCCAGGAGGUCAUUGAACGCCGCCAAGCUUCCUGCAAGGCCUAUCGGAAGCUGGUAGAAGUCUAA